CAUCAGUCCAUCACUGUCGGUGUGAGCGGCACAAGACGAGAGAGAGGCACGCGAGGGAGGACGACACGACAAGAGCCGUCACACGCAUCCACUCGACACCAGCAAGUGUUUUACCCAAGAGAGUUCAGAAGGAUCGUAGCAUAGCUCCGAGAACUAUGGGGGGAGGUGACGUUGUUCCCACCUCCUCUGGUACCACUUCUCCGUCGGAUGACGGAUGGACUUUGGUGGGCUCCGCUGAUGGCCGCUCGAGGUCGUCGUCGCCAGCUCAAGGCAGUUCGUCAUCUGCCGAUGUGUUGGCUGCCGAUGCCGAUGUAGUGGCUGCUGAUGUGGCGGCUGCCGAUGCCGAUGUGUUGGCUGCCGAUGCCGAUGUAGUGGCUGCUGAUGUGGCGGCUGCCGAUGCCGAUGUAGCGGCUGCCGAUGCCGAUGUAGCGGCUGCCGAUGCCGAUGUAGCGGCUGCCGAUGCCGAUGUAGCGGCUGCCGAUGCCGAUGUAGCGGCUGCCGAUGAGUUGGCUGCCGAUGCCAAUGUAGCGGACGCCGAUGUGGCGGCUGCCGAUGGUCCGGUGGCCGACAACCCCACAACACCGGCUGACAAUCCCGGCACGUCGGUCGACAAGCUAGCAACCGCUCCAUGCGCAGCAGAUGGUCACACAGAGUGCAACCACGCCGCAGACGACGAGCUGCCGCCGUAUCGUCCGCCAGACUCGCCAACGUACAACCCGAAUCAGCGGCUGCGCUUGCGCGUCUCUCAGCCUCGGCCAUCGCCGCCUGCGAACGACGUCGACCAGCCGCCGCCGCUGCGGGCCCGCUCGUCAAGCAUUGGUUGCCGUCUCCCACAGCCGCAGCCGGAGCCACAGCCGCAGUCGCAUCCGACGUCGCAGUCGCAACCACGCCGCCCGCUUGUCCAGCUUGGCUUCAUUCUGGCAGCGCUCGUCCUUGCGCUGCUUGUCUUCCGCACGCCGAGCUCGGCCGCUGACGCCGAUGCCGUACCGUCGCUUGUGCAUGCACUUGACGUCCACCCGCCGGCCUCGUUCUGUGCCACCCCGCAAUGCCACCAGAUCGUCGCCACCCUCACCGAUGUCUUCCGCGAGUUGCAUGCGCUCCGCCGCUCGGCGAUUCGGAAUCAGCUGGCAAGCGUGCUCGACGAGUACCACGAGGCCGUGAGCGAGCUCGAGACCGACGACGAUGACGUGCUUGCGCUCUACAUGCAAACUGCCAUCCUCCGCGGCUUCCACGCUCGCGCACUCCUCGACCGUGGGGUGGUGGCCGCCGCCGUUUCGCUCCGAGCCCAGAUCGACGAUGCGUCCGACGCCGCCGCGCUCGUUGCGCCCGAGCUCGAGCCUGUGUGGCAGCUCGCCAGUGCUGUCGUCCGAGCCGCAGCCAAGGUCUCCCCAACAGUCACCGCGCCGCGCGAGAGCGAGCUUCCGCGCGGCCGCGAUGAGCUGCACGCGCUGCUCGACGCCGCCGUCACCAACGCCGACAAGCUGGUCGCGGCCGCGCCCGAGCCGAGCCGCGAUCUCGUGGCGGCGCUGAAGAACCGGUACAGCCUCGCCCGCACUGUGGCCGCCAUCCGUCGCAUCCGCGCCCGGCUGGCGGCACUCGGUCACCCUGAGCCGGCACCGACCCCGCCUCCGGCUCGUGGCGGCGCCAAGCACCAUGGCAAACCGUACCGCACCUCAAAGCACACCAGCCACAAGCGCAGCAAGCGAUGGACGCUCGCCGAUGUACUUGCCAGGCUCCAGACCCGGCCGGACAAGAUUCGCAACAUCGACGAGGCCCGCCGUGCGCUUGCGACGGCCACACCCGCACAGGCCGCUGCAGUCGUCGCCGCCACCCGUACCUCGUUUCAGUUCCUCGCCCACAAGGCCGGCUCCAAGACCACCAAGUACAAUGCGCGCAUCAACGAGCUUCACACCGAGCUGCGGGCCAGCCUCCGCGAAGGCUCGCGCACCUCCGGUGAGCUCGCCGACAUCCUCGACCACAUCGAGGGCCUCCGCGCCAAGCUCGCGCGCAAGUCUGCAAAGUGGGAGGCCAAGCGCGAUAGGCUGAUGCAGAUCGCAGGAUAUGCGCUCGCGCAGGCACGGCCAGGCCGCCCCCGUCACCUCGCCGCCACCUUUGUUGCAGACCUCGCCGCCACCCUCCACACCGCCGCCGACUCGGCCACAGCCGCGCUUCGCGACGUCGAGCUCAGUUUCCUCGAUGGCGCGCUCGCCGCGCUCACCGCCGCCGUGCCCUCAGAUGAGCUCUCCGAUGAGGUCACGCGCGCAUCGCGCUCGCUGGGCACCAAGUUGCGUGCCGCAAAGGCCAGUCUCGAGCGCCGUGCCCGCGAGCUCCGCGCCAAGCUUGCCGCCGUCGCCGACGACCUGGGCGCCUCGGCCGACAAGUGGAGCCGCCGCCUCGCCGGCCGGGUCCAUGACGCCGUCAAAGGCAUUUUGUCCCGCGCCCACACCUCGAAGCACACCAGCCACGGCAAGCACACCAGCCACGGCAAGCACACCAGCCACGGCAAGCACACCAGCCACAAGAGCCGCAAGUGGCGUACCCGCAGGUGAGCGAGCACCUCGGUGCUCCGGCAGUUUUCC
Thecamonas trahens ATCC 50062 is the source of this 2579-nucleotide messenger RNA. RefSeq lists its product as uncharacterized. The transcript has 3 exons. The record is from RefSeq and is a predicted model, not a curated record. Bases 156 to 2549 code for a protein of 797 amino acids. Lineage: Eukaryota; Apusomonadida; Apusomonadidae.